AACACAAAAUCAAAGUCUCAACAGCGACAACGCCGCCUCGCUUUUAGCAGUAAUCACUGAAAACGCAUAAUUAAGACACUCUACUACCUCCUCAUUUUUGUUAAUGGCUUCGCGUCGUCGUUUUGCACUCGCCAAGUUUUUUUAGACACAGUGAGUGAGUGUUUAAAUAACAACACGAGAUGCAAAGGCGAAGGAGAAGACUGGUAGUGGUACUUAGGAAGUUGAUAAUGUGCGCAGUAUGCGUAAUAUCGCUGGUGGCUCUUCUGUCCGUACACGUCCGUGUUUUUCCUUCUUCUGAAGUUUUAGACUUCUCUGACCCUUACAAACUCCCAACUGUUACUCAGCAUACAGAGCAAAGCUGGACUCAAGAGUUUCCUGCACCUCAUUUUUCCAAAGCUCCGUUACCUUCCCGCAAGUUGGAUGGUGCUAGUGGGAGUUCGGAUUUUGGCAAAUUAUGGAAGUCUCCUCCCAAUCGCGAUUACGUGCAUUGUGUAGACCCUAGCCCUAAUUAUACAUCUACUGCCCCGUCUCGUGGUUUUCUUCUGGUUCAUACAAAUGGUGGUCUCAAUCAGAUGCGCGCUGGGAUCUGUGACAUGGUAGCUGUAGCCCGUAUCAUAAAUGCUACUCUUGUAGUUCCAGAGCUUGAUAAACAAUCAUUUUGGCAAGAUUCAAGCAACUUCUCUGAUGUUUUUGAUGAAGAUUAUUUCAUUGAUGCUUUGGCUAAUGAUGUAAAAGUCAUAAAAAAGCUUCCCAAGGAAUUUGCUACAGCUGCCAUAGCAGUUAAGAAUUUUAGAAGCUGGUCUGGUAUGGAUUACUACCAGGAUGAGAUAGCUAGCAUGUGGGAGGAUUAUCAGGUUAUUCGAGCUGCCAAAUCUGACUCUCGCCUAGCAAAUAAUAAUUUACCUCCAGAUAUUCAGAAGCUCCGUUGCCGUGCUUGCUAUGAUGCUCUUCGAUUUGCAACUCAAAUUGAAGCAAUGGGAAAAUUGUUGGUGGAUCGAAUGAGAUCUUAUGGUCGUUACAUUUCUCUACAUCUUAGAUAUGAGAAGGACAUGCUUGCCUUUAGUGGAUGCACACAUGAUUUAUCAUCCAUUGAAGCUGAUGAACUACGGACAAUAAGAGAAAAUACUGCCUACUGGAAAGUGAAGGACAUUGAUUCGGAGGAACAGAGGUCCAAAGGUUAUUGCCCCUUAACACCAAAGGAGGUUGGAAUUUUUCUUACAGCUCUUGGGUACCCCUCAAACACCCCUAUAUAUAUUGCUGCUGGAGAGAUAUAUGGGGGUGAUUCUCAUAUGGCUGAUCUGCAAUCCCGCUACCCCAUAUUAAUGAAAAAGGAAAAAUUGGCAUCUGUUGAGGAGCUUCAACCAUUUGUCAAUCAUGCAUCUCAAAUGGCUGCACUUGACUACAUAGUAUCAGUCAAAAGUGAUGUGUUUAUUCCAACAUACUCUGGAAACAUGGCGAGAGCAGUUGAAGGUCAUCGUCGUUUUUUGGGACAUAGGAAAACUAUUUCUCCAGACAGGUUAGGAAAGCACUUGUUCGUCUCUUUAAUAAAAUUGAGAAGGGAACUAUGAAAGAAGGCAGAAAUUUAGCUAAUCGGAUCAUUGAAAUUCAUAAAAGACGGCAAGGAUCCCCACGAAAAAGAAAGGGCCCUAUCUCUGGAACAAAGGGCAUGGAUAGGUUUCGCUCAGAAGAAGCUUUUUAUGUGAAUCCCUUGCCGGAUUGUUUAUGUCAGAAGGAACUACCAAAUGUUAACUCAUUUUUUAAGUAGAUUAGUGGCACCUGGACAAUUCCUGCAAGAAAGAUCCCCUAGCUGGUUGGUUGGCAAUUGGAAUGGAUUAUCUGGUCUUAUAGUUUAUUCAAGACCUGCUAGCUGAUUGUGCCAUUUUAGAUGCUUGGGGUGCAGAAUGUGUAUAUCCGGAGUUUAGAUAGAUUUUGUAUAUCCAAUCAAACUAUCUGUUUUUAUAUCAAGCGAAAUGAACACAGCAUUAGAGUACUGUGUAGCGAUAGGAAUUGGAUCAUUGAAGAUAUGAUUCCAUUAAAUUACAAAGGCAAUAUUUAUAUUCUUGGUGUUGGAGAAGUUGGCUAAAUGUCAAAAGAAGGAUAAGGAAUGCAUGAUGUAAAAAUGCCUCAAGAAAUAAAGUGCUCUUACACAA
This is a messenger RNA of Mangifera indica (mango), 2150 nucleotides long. RefSeq names its product O-fucosyltransferase 7-like. Bases 180 to 1568 code for a protein of 462 amino acids. Gene Ontology annotation, cellular component: cytoplasm. The record is from RefSeq and is a predicted model, not a curated record. Lineage: Eukaryota; Viridiplantae; Streptophyta; Magnoliopsida; Sapindales; Anacardiaceae. The transcript is spliced from 12 exons.